This is a messenger RNA of Amaranthus tricolor (Joseph's coat), 678 nucleotides long. RefSeq lists its product as uncharacterized. The transcript has 2 exons. The coding region runs from base 83 to 427 and encodes 114 amino acids. The record is from RefSeq and is a predicted model, not a curated record. Lineage: Eukaryota; Viridiplantae; Streptophyta; Magnoliopsida; Caryophyllales; Amaranthaceae.
AAGUGCGAGAUAGAAAACGUUGAAGCUUUAGCUUAACCAUUCAUUUAUUAAUAAUUCAUAUUUCUAAGCAAAUAAUACGCAAAUGGAGAGGAAUUCAUACGAGAAUUUUACUGUGGUGAUGUUAUUAUUACUAACCAUCCUAUGUUCAACAGGUGUUGCAGCAAGAAGGAUACCAAAAGAUAAUACUCCAAAAGGAAGUCGAGUUUAUACAUUGGGAUUCGAAUUAAUAUUAAGAGGAGAAGUGGAGAUACAAAAGGAUAUUCAACCAGAUUACAAAGCUAUUCCUAAUUUGUUGUUAGGAGAAUUGUCAAGUAAACAUGAAAAAUCUGAUAAAAUUGAACCAUACAGUAAAGGAAUGGUGCUAAGAGAUAAUGAAGUCAACACCAACAACAACAACAACGAGUUACUCCACUAUGGAAACAUUUGAACCUCACUUGGCGUUGGCGUUUCGUCUUUAAGUUACUCCAAUUCUCAUUUUUUAUUUCAUAUAUUAAGUAUUUAUAUUUACAAAUAAUAUUAUAUAUUAUUUGAUUCCAUAAUUUUUAAUUUGGUAGAUUUUGAACCGGAUCUAGUAAAAUAUUUUGUAUAUUCUUCCGUAUUUGUUGAAGAGAAUUAGUAUUUUUUGAUUAAGUGUAAUUAUUAUAUAAUAAUGAGGUGAAUUAUGUUUGGAUUUAAAAA